AUGGAGUCAACAGCUGCAUGCAUGUGCGGGAGUAGCAGGUAUUCUUCAUGUGAAAGGUUGGUGGCUAUUAGCUUGACCCUUCUAGCUGUGCUUUCACCUCUCUAUAUCAACCACAGACCGGCAAGUGACUUGGAACUCGAAGACCAACCCUUGAAUCUUGAUGCCUGGUUGCCUCUUUUGCUCCUACUGCUCAUCUUGGCCAUAGCCUUGUCCCUUUGCUUGGACGAGAGCUUUUCCAGGUUUGAUCCUUACUGGAUACACAGAGUCGGGGGCUCUUCUGGUGGCAUCUUUGUUAUUCUUUUGGUUCUUGCUGUGAUUUUGAGGUGUAAAACUUCUAUGAUGAACUAA
Mangifera indica (mango) is the source of this 348-nucleotide messenger RNA. RefSeq lists its product as uncharacterized. Bases 1 to 348 code for a protein of 115 amino acids. The record is from RefSeq and is a predicted model, not a curated record. The transcript has a single exon. NCBI's taxonomy places the organism in Eukaryota, Viridiplantae, Streptophyta, Magnoliopsida, Sapindales, Anacardiaceae.